AUUGACAAACCCCAGCAAGAGUUGCUUCAGACACGGAUUUUAAGUAGAAGCCGUAGGCAGAUUGUAGCUCUUUCCUCUUCCCCCUGUGUAUCUCCCGUACUUCCUCCUGCUGAGUGGUACUUUGUAACGGAGUCUGGCUGGGUAGAGAUCAUGCAGGGGAGAAACAAAGCCAAAGAGAAAGAAUAAAAACAAAUCACCUCCACCAUUGGGGGCAUAAACACGGCGCACAGCUUCCUUUGUGGUGACUGAAAAAAGAUCCAGGUUUUGGGAGGGGAAGCUACUAGAGACGUCAUUUCUGGGAGGAAAACUUCUUACUUUUAUUAAGCAACCGGUGCCCAGCGCUAAGGAAAGCCGGGGGAGAGAACGAGAGGGGCCCGUGCAAUGGAAAGAGGAGGAAGGGAGAGCUCACCGUAUGUGUAACCCUGCUUCUUGUGCAAGUGAACCGUAAUCAUGCAAGCUGGUGACUACAGAGGGGGUCCGCCUCUUUUUCACCAGCCUCAGAAUGCAAACCACCUCAGAUCCUCAGGUUAUGUCCCUGGAAGAAUUGUUCCAUUACGACCACCACCUCCUCCAAAGAGCCCAGCAUCUGACAAAUUAAAUUCUGCUGGACAGGAAGCCCAUGCAACAUUUGGUUUCAGUGCAGAUGAACAGCAACGUCAUGCACAAAUCAUUCGCAGAAGACACAAAAAUACACUCAUAUGCUUUGCUGUUUCUAGCAUUUCAUUUUUUAUUACCCUUGCAAUUGUUUUAGGGAUAUCAUCCAUGUAUUCUCCUGAUGGAAAUUGUCCAGAUCAAAACUAUUCCCUCAGCAAUUGGAAUCCUGGCCUUGAUGCGACCCAAAAAGUUGUUAUAGGGAAUGGAAACUUUUUUCGAUUGCAAUCAGAUGCCACAGUGCAUUCUAUAACGAUACAAGAUGGAGGUGUACUUGUUUUUGAAGACCAUGCAAAUGGUUCAAAAAAUAUUACUUUGAGGACUCGUUAUAUCUUGAUAAAGGAUGGUGGAGCACUUCAUAUUGGAGCAGAAAAAUGCCCAUAUAACUCCAAAGCAAAUAUUAUUUUAUAUGGAAAAUCUGAUGAAGGGGACACUGUACCUGAAUUUGGCAACAAAUUUAUUGGUGUGGCAGCUGGCGGAACACUGGAAUUACAUGGAACUCCAAAGUUAUCUUGGACCUUGCUAAAUAAAUCACUAAAUUCUUCAGGCCUUAUGACUGGAGCUUACAGUUUUCAACGCAGUUUUUUCAGGGGUCUUAAUGUUAGAGUUGUAGAUCAAGAUACUGCUCAAGUUUUAGAAUCUGAUAGGUUUGACACUCAUAACAAUCGAAGUGAAAGCAAAAGAUUUCAGGAUUUCAUUAAAGCUCUUAAUCCUGGUCAGAUUAUGGCUAUUGCAGUUGGUGACUCUGCUGCCAAAAACUUGUUGGAAGAGACCAGAAUUACAGUUAAUAAUCUUCUUGGAAGUACACUUGUCAAAAAAUUAAGCUAUCGACAGGCAUGGGCUUUUGUUGGUGUUAUUGGCGGUGGAAAUUCUUCUUACAGUGAAUCAGUCCGAGAUUAUGAAAAUCAUAGCACUGGAGGAAGGGCAGUUGCUGUGAAAGAAUUCUUUACAUUGGAUGGGCAGAGGUUUACCGUCGGAGCAUACAGUGAAUGGAUUGAAGGUGAACCAAUUGUGGGUUUCAUGGUGGAAACAGUUGGAGGGGUAGUGCUUGAUCUCAUAGAUGAUGUUCACAGUUGGAAACCAGGUGAUCAAAUUGUUGUUUCAAGUACGGACUACUCAAUGUACCAAGCAGAGGAGUUCACACUUCUACCUUGUCCAGAAUGCAGCAGAUAUCAAGUCAAAGUAAAAGAAAGACCUCAGUUUUCCCAUAUUGGGGAAAUUAUAGAUGAUUUGGACAUGCGAGCAGAAGUUGGAGUUCUUACAAGAAACAUUUUGAUUCAAGGGGAAAUGGAGAAAGAAUGCUAUGGAGACAAUCAGUGUCAGUUCUUCAGCUAUGACACAUUUGGAGGCCACAUCAAGAUUGUAAGAAAUUUUACGUCCGUUCAUCUCUCUAACAUUGAACUGAAGCACAUGGGCAAACAGUUGAUGGGCAGUUAUCCUGUUCAUUUUCAUCUCUGUGGUGAUGUUGAUGAACUUGGUGGUUACAGCAAAGGCACUUAUUUGCAAGGUGUCUCCAUUCACCACUGCUUCUCAAGAUGUGUCACCAUACACACAACCAAUGGCUUGUUGUUAAAGGACACAAUAGGCUAUGACACCCUUGGCCAUUGUUUCUUCAUGGAAGAUGGCAUUGAACAAAGGAACACUCUUUUUCACAACCUUGGACUAGUUACCAAACCAGGAACUUUAUUACCUACGGACCGUAACAGCACAAUGUGUAUGAGCAUAAGGGACAAAGUGUUUGGAAGCUAUGUACCGAAUCCAGCCACUGACUGCAUGGCUGUAUCAACUUUUUGGAUUACACAUCCCAACAAUAACCUGAUAAAUAAUGCAGCAGCUGGCUCUCAGGAUGCUGGGAUAUGGUAUGUGUUCCACAAGAUGUCAACAGGAGAGUCCCAUGGUCUAUAUCCAGAAACCAAAUCGGAGCUUACACCACUUGGCAUAUUUUACAACAACCGAGUUCAUUCUAAUUUCAAGGCUGGAUUAUUCAUAGACAAGAGUGUAAAAACAACAUAUGCAAACGAGGCAGAUCCAAGAGAAUAUCUUUGUUUGGACAACAAUGCAAGAUUUCGCCCCCAUGAAGAUGCUGAUCCUGAGAAACCACGUGUUGCUGCACUAAUUGACCGCCUUGUUGCUUUCAAAAACAAUGAUCAUGGUGCUUGGGUGCGAGGAGGAGACAUUAUUAUACAGAAUUCUGGGUUUUCAGACAAUGGAAUUGGAUUGACCUUUGCCAGUGAUGGAAGCUUCCCAAAAGAUGAAGGCUCCAGUCAGGAAGUCUCUGAAUCUCUGUUUAUUGGUGAAAGCAGAAAUUAUGGCUUUCAAGGAGGCCAAAACAAAUACUGGGGUAAUGGAGGAGUUGACAAUAAAACCCGCACACUGCCUCGGAACAGGACAUUUCCAAUCAGAGGAUUUCAGAUUUAUGAUGGACCAAUUCGUCUUACAAAGAGCACUUUUAAAAACUUUGUCCCUACACCUGAUCGGUUCACCAGCGCCAUAGGCUUCCUAAUGAAAAACCCCUGGCAGCUUACACCAAGAAACAACAUUUCAUUUCUAAAGUUUGGAGCAAAUGUAUCAUUGAAAAUGUUUUUUGGCCAGACUGGACCUUGGUUUGAAGAUGGAAAUUUUGAUGGAGACAAAAAUUCUAUAUUUCAUGACGUAGAUGGUUCAGUUACGGAUUACUAUGACACCUACGUGGCACGAAUGGACAAUUACCUGAUCAGACAUCCUGACUGUAUUAGUGUCACUGAAUGGAACGGGGUCAUUUGCAGUGGCACGUAUGCUCAGGUUUAUGUGCAGACAUGGAACCCACCAAAUCUUACUAUGACCAUCACAAGAGAUGAGUAUCCAUCCAAACCCAUGACACUUAGGGGCAUUAAUCAGAAGGCUUCUUUCCAACAAUAUCAGCCAGUAGUAAUGCUACAGAAGGGAUAUACCAUACACUGGAAUGGACAGGCACCACAAACUACCAACCUUUAUCUCAUUAACUUUGAUAAGGGUGAUUGGAUUAGAGUUGGUCUCUGCUACCCACCAGGCUCCAGUUUCCAAGUAUCCUCCGACUUAUUUCAAAGACAAAACAAUACAUUCUCAGUUGUGCAGGAAUAUCAGCCAGUGUCUUCAAUAAAUGAACUACAAAAGAAGCAAUCAGAGGGAAAGUUCUAUUUUGACAACAGUACAGGGUUGCUUUUCCUCUUCCUUCAAGCCAAUCAUAAUAGAGAUGGUCAAGGUUAUUGUUCGGCUCAGGGAUGUGAAAGAGUAAGAAUUCAAGCUGCAAUUCGAACCAAAGCUAUUAGCAACUGUAUGGCUAACGCUUAUCCAAAAUAUGCCAAAGCACCAGCUGUAAUGAAACCAAUGCCAGCAAAGAAGACUGCCCCGUGUCUGAGUUGUGGAGCAUCUCAGAUGGUAUAUACUAGUGACCCACAUAAUAUCUACCUCCCUGUGCAGCUUCAGUCAAUCAGCAAGGAAGAAAUUCAACAAGGUGCUCAAGAAUCUUAUAUCUCGGUUAAUGGCACCAAGUUUCCAUUCCAAGAAGUUGGUUUAUUCGCCGUCGUUGUUGAUGCUUGCAGUGGCACUGUGAAAGAAACCUUGUACUUUCCACAAAAAGACAUUGAAAAGCUGGAAAACCAUUUAACAAAUAAAAUCCCACAAAGGUCAGUUGUGUUGAUAGCCUCUCGAGGUUUUAUAGAUGAUUUUGGCAAAAUACCUGAAGUGUUGCACACUUUGGGAACAGCUAAAGCUCCAUAUCUUCAAAACAAAGGUAGCAUUGCAUUCUCAGGAUACAGAGGAGCCUUUGUUCCUUCGUGGACCAAGCUUUUUACCAGUCCUGCUAAGCAGGGCCUGGGCUUGAUAGAGAGAUAUAUCCCUUUACAAAUGGAAGAUUAUCAGUGCAGCAGAGUCCGCAGGAUUCAAAGAAAGGAUGACGAUCUCCUAAAGAAAGCUUUAAAAAAAUAGUUAUUUUAUGUCUCAAGGGAAUGGAAAUAAAUGUGAACUAACUUAUUUAAUUUAUGCCAAUUAUACUGUUUCCUGCGUGUCAUUUUACUUUAUUAGAGAGAUGGGCCAAAAAUCUUAGCCCUAAUGCUAAUGCACCUUCUAGUUGUAUAUAAUCCUGAAUGAAUUUAUUACUGUUUUGUAAAGAUAGGUUACGCGGAUUUUUAUCUUUUUGUUGGUGUUGUAUGUGCUGUAUGUUUUUAUACUUUUGUAUACAGAAAAUGUGUGAGAUUUUUUUUUUUUUUUUAAUGGAUUUGACUGGAAAAGUUGUUGUUUUUUUAUUGCACAGUGAUUUACUUGAAAGAUAUUUAUCAAUAAAAAUCUUUCUACAUAUAUAAA
Molecule: messenger RNA, 4971 nt
Organism: Bombina bombina (fire-bellied toad)
Lineage: Eukaryota; Metazoa; Chordata; Amphibia; Anura; Bombinatoridae
Gene: CEMIP2
Product: cell migration inducing hyaluronidase 2
Exons: 24
Coding region: 451-4596 (1381 amino acids)
Source: RefSeq, a predicted model, not a curated record